GAGGUAGGGGGAGAGACGAGGCCAAUUUGCGAGGAAGACGAAGACGAAGAGGGAGGCGACGACGACAAGAAUUUCUGCCUCGCGAAGCCCAUAUCUGCAAUCUGUGGGAGGAUUUCUGUGUCUGAGCACGGCCAUGGAGGCGGUCAUGUCCUCUUCGCUCGUCACCCACAAAUCGAUUCACCCACUAUCGUCGUCCAUUUGGGGUCGAGACAGCAAGCGGUUUAGUCACGAGGCGAAGCUGGGCGGGUGGCCUCAUUUGAGGAGCCGCGGUGCAGGCGUGGCCACAGCCUAUUUGGAGCCGGAACCUAACCCAGUCUCGCAGUUCUUUAAAAAUGUGCAAGGGAGUUUGCCAAUCGUUGGGCUCUUGUCGCGUUUGUUGAAUGACGAGGGCGGUAUCGGUAAUGACAGGAUUCAGCCCGUGGAAUUUGCCGCUAGAGUUCAGAAGAACUGCUCAUAUAAGGCGUCUCAAGCAUUUUACGAGUUCCAGGAGCGACACGGGCCAGUUGCCAAAUCUCAGUACGUCUUGUUGUGGUGCUGGGCAGCAGCCGUAGGAGCAGGGUUACUCAAAUCUGACGAUCUUAUAAUGUCAGCUGCACGUCUCCGCUGCUCUAACGAUGUACAUUACGAGACCGAAAACUUGGAACUCCUCAUGGACGACGCAAAAAAGAGGCGAGAGAAGUCCAAAUCACCUGCUAUGAAUGUGCCCAUUGAAGCAAGGGCGGAGAAAGCGCUGGACGCCAUAAUGAAGUGCUGCGUGGGUGCCUCAUACCUUGACGAAGAAGACGUUCCCUUGCUAAUUACCAUAUUAACUACCGUGUUUCCCUCUGCCGAUGCAUCAGAGAUAGAUAGGAUGGUAACCUCGCGGUUAGCUUACAGUGACGAUGACGAAGCCAGCGCAGAAGAAGACAAUGAGGAAGAUAGAACUGAAGGUUUCGUUGUAGAGGACAUGGCAAAUAGUGUAACUCAAUAAAAAUUAAAAAAUUAUAAAAGUCCUUACAGAUGUUGAUCUCUUUUAUAUUA
Physcomitrium patens is the source of this 1020-nucleotide messenger RNA. Its product is annotated as photosystem I assembly factor PSA3, chloroplastic. NCBI's taxonomy places the organism in Eukaryota, Viridiplantae, Streptophyta, Bryopsida, Funariales, Funariaceae. The record is from RefSeq and is a predicted model, not a curated record. Gene Ontology annotation, biological process: photosystem I assembly.